UUUAGAGAGAAGAGUAGGAGAGGGUCGACGACGACGCGUAAGAGGGUCGCUUUUCAACGUUACGUACUGAUGAAAACAUUCAAGACGUGUUCACGAUUUGGUGAUGUCAGACCGUCGCAUUACUUAGAACGAUUGCUUGAGCUGGGAUUUAAUAAAGCACUGGUGAAUACAAGUGAUCCUGUUUUACGAGAAGGGAAACGUAGUGGCGGAAUCAUCAUGUGGAGGACAAUAGUAUUGUGUUCACUUAUCGGGCCGAUAGCCGCCGAAAAGGCUACUUUUCACAACUAUAAAGUCUUCAGAAUUACUCCGACUACAGAAACACACGUUGAAUUACUGCGCCAGCUAGACGAAGUUCCUAAUGAAUUCACUUUCUGGAAAGAACCGACUUCCGUAAAUACGGAAGUGGACCUUAUGGUAGCGCCGCACAAGCUGCCCAUAUUUCACGAAUUAAUGGCCCAAAUUGAAGCACCCCAUCAAGUUCAUGUUGAUAACGUUCAGACACUAGUCGAUCAAACGACGACCGCAAAUCAGUCAACAUGGUUUGAUUUUGAAAGUUACCACAGUCUCUGGGAAAUCUACGAGAACCUGGAUGAUCUGGCCAAGCAGCAUCCCGACAAAGUAGAGGUCGUCGUGGGUGGUAGGACGUUUGAGAAUCGUCAGAUCAAAGGUGUCAAGGUUUCCUUUAAAGCUAACAAUCCCGGAAUCUUCCUCGAGGGUGGUAAUCACGCCAGGGAAUGGAUCUCUCCAGCGACUGUUAUGUAUAUUUUGCAUCAAUUGCUGACCAGUGUCAACCCGGAAGUUAGAGCUCUGGCUGAGAGCCACGAUUGGUACAUCUUCCCCGUAUUUAAUCCCGACGGAUAUGUGUACACGCAUACCACCAAUCGAGUGUGGAGGAAGACGCGUGAGCUGCAUGGUCUAUUUUGCAGAGGUAGCGAUCCCAAUAGGAAUUGGGGUUACAAAUGGAACGGUGGAGGUAUCUUCAACAGGUUUCCGUGUUCCGAAACUUACGCCGGAAGGGAACCAUUCUCCGUUAUAGAAACGAAGAGCAUGUCCGACUAUAUCAAAUCCAUUUCUGAUAAAUUUUACGCAUACAUCGCAUUCCAUAGUUAUUCACAACUUUUGAUGUACCCUUAUGGCUACACAUAUGUUCGUCUUGAAAACUACGAAGACUUGUUUGCCAUUGCUUCGAAAUCGGUUGAAGCUCUCAAAAACAGAUACGGAACUAAAUAUCGAUUUGGAAGUCUUGCCGAAGUAAUUUACAAAACUCAUGGAACUACUGCAGAUUAUAUCAGAGGUAUUUACAAUAAAUCUAUCGUCUAUGUCUAUGAAUUACGUGAUCAAGGUAAAUAUGGCUUCUUGUUGCCUCCUGAGCAAAUUAUCCCGACUGGAGAAGAAACUUUAGAUUCUCUCGUAGUUAUGUUCAAAGAGGCAAAGGCGCUUGAAUAUCUAUUGUAGACUGGGACUAAGGCCCGACUGGCUGGUGCCUGUUUCCAACGGUUGUCUACCAACCUAUAUAAUCUAUCUAUGUAUUCAUUGCCUAAGUUCGUUACAUCAGUCAGUCAGUCAUCUCGAUCUGUACUACACACACGCAUUUUGUAAGACUGAAUGGUGUACAGAAGAUAGUGUGUCAGGUAACAAUAAAGAGCGUUAAUGAUAACAAA
Vollenhovia emeryi is the source of this 1661-nucleotide messenger RNA. Its product is annotated as zinc carboxypeptidase-like. Gene Ontology annotation, molecular function: metallocarboxypeptidase activity; zinc ion binding. The transcript is spliced from 9 exons. NCBI's taxonomy places the organism in Eukaryota, Metazoa, Arthropoda, Insecta, Hymenoptera, Formicidae. Gene Ontology annotation, biological process: proteolysis. The record is from RefSeq and is a predicted model, not a curated record. Bases 70 to 1455 code for a protein of 461 amino acids.